UGGUCCGUCGCGAACUUCCGCCGGGUUCCUUGCCCGGAAUGUGGACACGGCGGUCCCAAUGAAGGUGAAAGAGCCUCCUGUCUGUUCUGUGGUUGCCUGAGACACCUGGACCUCUGUGUUGUUUACACACACACAGCUUCACGGCCGCCCCCAGGCAGAGAGAGGUGAAUCCCAGCCAACACAAGGAUGAAGGGGCUGACCGUCCUGUCCCUGCUCCUCUGGCUGUGCGCGGCGUACUUCGUGGGCAUCUACCUCUUCGUGGGUGGAUUCCUGCUGGUGAGGCUGGAGGUGAACCGGACCAGCACCUGCGAGGACGUGCUGCAACCCGGAGAAGGACCGCAGGAUUUCUGCCAGACCCAGCCUAGGUUCCGCAAGGCAGUCGUCCUCAUCGUUGACGCACUGAAGAUCGACUUCGCCCGGUUUGACCCCACCAGGACCACGCCACGACCCUACGAGAACAAGCUGCCCGUGUUGGAGGAGACGGUGUCGUCCAGGCCCACGCAAAGCCGCUUGUACCCCUUCAGAGCCGACCCACCUACAACCACCAUGCAGAGGAUCAAGGGCUUCACGACGGGGUCCCUGCCGACCUUUGUGGAUGUUGGCAAUAACUUCGCGUCCAGCGCCAUCUUGGAGGACAAUCUUAUCCACCAGCUGGGACAGAUGGGUAAACGGGUCGUGUUCAUGGGCGACGACACCUGGGAAAAUCUUUUCCCUAAAAAGUUCUAUCGCUCUCUGCCUUUCCCUUCUUUCAACGUCAAGGAUCUGGACACUGUGGAUAACGGCAUCCUGCAGCACCUCUACACAACUAUGGUGGGGGAUGACUGGGACGUGCUGGUGGCCCAUUUCCUUGGAGUGGAUCACUGCGGGCACAGGUUUGGGCCAGACCACCCCGCCAUGGCCGACAAGCUCACCCAGAUGGACGGUGUGAUCAGGUCUGUGAUUGACCGUCUGCAGAAUGACACCCUGCUGGUGGUGAUGGGGGACCACGGGAUGACCGACACAGGAGAUCAUGGUGGAGAAAGUCAGAAGGAGACGGAUGCUGCGCUCUUCCUUUACAGUCCCUCCCCCGUCUUUCCUGGACCGCCCUCUCAGGAUGAGCCAGAUGUUGUUCCACAGACAGACCUGGUUCCCACUCUGGCCCUGUUGUUGGGAAUACCAAUCCCAUUCAGCAACGUGGGGCAGGUCCUCCUGCCUUUAUUCCCUCCACCACAGACAGGAGGUGCAGUUACACGUCUCAGCCAGCUAGAGGCACUGUGGAUCAACACAAAACAGGUUAACCGGUUCCUGGAGACGUAUUCUGGUUUGGCCAAAGAUAUCACCCCAGAGAUCCUCUCUGAGCUGAAGGCUGAGUUUUCCCGCCUGUCCUCUGAGUACGUCAGCACGGUCAGAGAGGGACGGCCGCCGCCGCCACACCUGGCCUCUUCUCUGCAGGCCUACCUCACCUCCGUCAGGGACACCUGUCGAGCAACAUGGGCCCGAUUCAACCCUGUGAAGAUGGCGGCGGGUUUGGCCCUCCUGACGUUUGCAUGUUUGAUGUGUUUUGUGAUGUCUGAGCUGUCCAUGGUGCUGACGGAGGAGAAACGUGCAGGACUGAAAGCUCCGACUGCUGUGGCAGUAACUGUGGGGGUUGGCGUUGCUGCUGCUCAGCUGCUCACUCGGGGUUACGUGGAGGCGGCAUGGUGCCUGGCAGCGGGUACGUUCAGCUCUGAGAUCCUCUUCCUCUGGAGGGCAUGGCGACUGAACAGCCCCGCCGUUUUAAAGAAUGGAGCUAAAGCUUCAAAGCUCUCCAGGUGGAUGUCCCUGCGCCGCCUCCUCCUUCCAUCUCUGGUGGUGCUGCUCCUCCGUUGUGCCUCUCUACUUUCGGACAGCUAUGUGAUCUACGAAGGUCGAGUUGUGACCUUUCUUCUGCUCUCUCUGGCUCUCUGCAUUCCCAUCCAUCUCAACUGGAACGGCCAUCUUCUGCCUCCAACCCCUGACCCUCUGAAGUCUGCGGGGCUGUUGCCCUCCCCCACUUUAUCCCCAGCAGCCAUCAGAAAGGAGAGCAGCACCGUUUUAGGCUGCCUGGGAGUUCUCGUGAUCUGCGCCUACUUCUCGCUGUCGUUUCAUGGCUGCAGAGAAGAGCAGGGCUUCUGCCAGCCCUCGCCGUUCCUCUCUCCGCUCUCACGGUUGCAGGACAACCAGCUUAAGAACCUGUACUACAUCCUCUCUGUUAUCUCUCUGGCCGUCUGUGCAUACCUUCUGAGACUCUGCCUGUGCCACUACGGUAACCUGAACUCCUCGGGUAGGACUGCGUUCACUGCCCGCUGGAUCCUGCCGCUGCUCUGCAUCUGUACGGGCCUCCAUUGGGCCGUCAGCGCCACACCGGAGGACGGCUUCAGGAAGCUGGCUGAGCUGAUCCGCGUGGCGCAGCUGGCUCUCCCCAGGGCUGCCUUCAGCCUGCUGGGAGUGGGGUUGUCCCUGAUCUUUGUGGACCCCCUCACUGUGUUCGUGAAGACCAGGACCGCAGCUUCAGCCAGAAGCUCGGCUCUCCCUCUGCCCCGCUACCGAGCGAGCACCGGCAUCAGCCCGCAAGCUGAGCUACGCCACCUGAUCCCGCAGAUCUACCAGCGCAUGCGUCACUCCCUGGAGGACGGCGAGCUCAGUGGAGGCGCAGAGGAGGACAACCGGCCCGCUGUGGAGGCCUACGGACUGGGAACAGUCUACUCUGCUCCAGUGCUGCUGUUCUGUGGUCUGCUGGGAAUCGGGCUGCUGCUCCUGCACCCAGAGGGAAUGACUCUGUCUUUCCUGCUGCUGCUGCUGGAGAUGGGAGCUUUGUUACACAUUCACGCCUCCUCCACCACCCUCAGUGGCUCACCUAGAUCUACCUCGGGUGGGUUUAAUGUACCGUGGACUCCUGUGGUAGUGUGGUCGUUGGCUGCCACCCAGUUCUUCCAUGCCACUGGUCAUCUGCCCACCUUCCCUUCUAUCCAGUGGGGGGCUGCCUUUGUGGGAUUCCCCGAUGGCCACGCAGGCACUAUACUUCCAGCCUUCCUGGUCACCCUCAACACGUUUGCCUCACACAUCUUAUUUGCAGUGGGUUGUCCUUUGCUGCUGUUCUGGCCUCUGAUGCGGGAGGUCAGGGGGGGGAGAAGUUGUGGGGAAGAAGGUGAGGACGCCGUGAUGGAAAUGAGACUGAGAGAGAACCCCCAUCAGUUCAGCGCCGCUCUGCUGCAGCUCUCAACGCGCUACCUCUUUAUUCUUGGAGCCCAGGUGUUUUCUUCAGUCUGUGCUGCUGCUAUUCUCAGGAGACACCUAAUGGUGUGGAAGGUUUUUGCACCCAAGUUAAUGUUUGAGGCCUCGGGGUUCCUGGUGAGCAGCGUGUUCCUGCUGAUCGGAGUCACGUUGGUGCUCAGAAUCGACGUGGCCGUGGGCCGCUGGUUUAAAAAACUCAUCCCAGACGUCUCCAGGUAGCAACGGCACCACUGCUGCCGCCAAAGAUCACUGCGCCGCAUCGUAAGCUGACACGGAUGUGACUGGGAAGGAGUUCACAAAGACGACUAGAAAUCAUUGCCAUCUGUGAUGGACAUCUCCAUAAAACAUGUCUCAUGAGGUUGUCUGUGAAAGCUCUGAGGGCUUUGUUAAUAAUUACUGGUACAGAAGAACUUCAGGACAUCAGAUCUUUGGACUUUUCAUUCAAGCUGCCUCACAAAGGGUGAAGUCUUCUUGCAUGAGUUCAUGUGGUUGAGUGACCGGCGUUUAAUGACUGCUUCUGACUAAUGGGUGAAACCUUCCAAGCUACUCAGUUUUGCAUGUAGGUAAAAGCUUGAGGUUUGGACACGCUGCAGUUCUG
Girardinichthys multiradiatus is the source of this 3829-nucleotide messenger RNA. RefSeq names its product phosphatidylinositol glycan anchor biosynthesis, class O (gene pigo). The transcript is spliced from 11 exons. Lineage: Eukaryota; Metazoa; Chordata; Actinopteri; Cyprinodontiformes; Goodeidae. The coding region runs from base 187 to 3450 and encodes 1087 amino acids. Gene Ontology annotation, cellular component: endoplasmic reticulum membrane. Gene Ontology annotation, molecular function: mannose-ethanolamine phosphotransferase activity. The record is from RefSeq and is a predicted model, not a curated record. Gene Ontology annotation, biological process: GPI anchor biosynthetic process.